Molecule: messenger RNA, 430 nt
Organism: Rhagoletis pomonella (apple maggot)
Lineage: Eukaryota; Metazoa; Arthropoda; Insecta; Diptera; Tephritidae
Exons: 2
Coding region: 41-430 (129 amino acids)
Source: RefSeq, a predicted model, not a curated record
UGCUGCGUCGUUUAGACGAGCUUGGCCAUAUUACGAAGCUAUGUUGUUUUUGAAAGACACGGUCACGCCCAGACAGACAACAACAAACAUCGUCUCCCAAACGCCAGAAGUUCUCGGACAAGAACCAGAUAUACUGGAUACUUCCUUUGGAUUCCAAAUAGGCGAGAGUGGGAACAUUAUAAUAGAAGAGCAAGAAACCACUGCCCCAACGCCGGCUAAGAGACAAAAGAAAAAAAACGAUGAGAACGCCGCCUUUAACGAUCUAGUCAACGAAGUAAGUCAGUUUGUGGAUAGUCAAAAAAAAACACACAACAAUAUCUUGGGUGCGAUUGGCGAAGUGUUUGAGAAGGUGCCAGAAGAGAGCCGCCUAGAUUUUCAAAUGGACGUACUUCAAUACGUCUAUGCUCAAUAUAAAAAUUAUAAAAAUUGA